AUGUUGGGUCAACCAAUCGAGUACAAAAGUGGCUAUCAUCGAGUGAGUGGCUAUUUUGAUGAAUUGGUUUUGGAAUCGAAAUCAAAUAAGGACAUUAAAUGUAUCUGGAUCGGAAGUUUCUUUAAGUAUUCCCCCAAUCAAAUAUUUUUCACAUGGAAAUUCGAUUGGGAUGAACUCAAAAGUGAAGGAGUCUAUGAGAUCACUGGACACAUUACUGUCCAUUCAAGAAACAAUUGGUUCCGUGCAACAAAAAUUGAUGUGAAACUCACUGAAAAUAACCAAGAAAUCACAAAAGAAUUAAGAUGCAGUAAGAGUAUCAGUUCUGUCUACUAUCAAUAUUCCCUCAUUCCUCAUUAUGCUCCGGUUCCUGUGAAACCGUCAUACGACGAGAUGUUUGCGCCAUCCGAUCAAAAUGACACAAUUCUGGUUGUCGAAGGAAAAAUGCUUCAUGUAAACAAAACAUUUCUCUCCUACCACUCCGAAUAUUUCCGCGCACUCUUUUCAUCGAAUUUCAAAGAAGGACAAAUGGAUGAAAUUCCGAUCGGAGACGUCUCUUACGAAGAUUUCGCUCUUCUUCUCAGCAUUUUCUAUCCGAAUCCAUCGUACCCUAAUGAUGAAACCGUCGAAAAACUACUAGAAAUGGGCCGUCGUUUUCUGGUUUCUUCUGCCUUGAGUAGCGCCGAGCAUCAUCUACUCAACAUGUCCAAGAUCAACGAUGAGAAGAUGUUGUAUUUGGCUGAUGAAUAUGGAAUGCCGACAGUUUUGGAGAAGUGUAUUCGUAAAAUAAAUACAUUAGAAAAGGCGAGGGAAUUGAAGCGAUCUGAGAAAUAUGACCGAUUAUCGGACAAGACCAAGUUGAAAGUUUACGAGUGUAUCGUGGAUUCUAAUUCAUUUUAA
Caenorhabditis remanei is the source of this 897-nucleotide messenger RNA. RefSeq lists its product as uncharacterized. The record is from RefSeq and is a predicted model, not a curated record. The transcript has 3 exons. Gene Ontology annotation, molecular function: protein binding. Bases 1 to 897 code for a protein of 298 amino acids. Lineage: Eukaryota; Metazoa; Nematoda; Chromadorea; Rhabditida; Rhabditidae.